AUGGAUCAAAUUGAAUUCAAAACACUGGAUGAAUUCAUUAGACUCUUUCACAAAAAGGUGUCGACAUUCACGACAUCUGAAAUGUUGAUUUAGUUGUAACAUUUGGCGCAAAUUCUAAGCGAAAAAUAAAUAUAGACUGAAGCUAAGAAUGAUUGUUUUUUUAAGAGAUGGAGUGAAAUCAAAAUGCCUAUAAGUUUGAUAACAUUUGAUUUCAUCUCUUAACUAUUCGUAAUCUACACCAAAGUUAACGAAACCUUGAAAGAAGAUAUUUUAUUAGAUUUUAUAUGGCCACUGAUUGUCUAUGAAUUCGAAGAUAAAAAAGUGGUAGUUGAAUAUUUCACCAUUUUGAAAACCAUUUACGAUAGAAAGUACAGGGAAUUACUUAAGAGUUUUGGAAUAUUGGAGAUAGUCAAAUACAUGCUUAAAACAACCGAAAUUGAUGAUAUGAUUUGUUGUGAAUAACACAAUAAUAAAGAAAACCCAUAAUAAACCAUAACUCAAGAAACUCAAACUAAAAUAGAUCAAUUUGGAUUGUUCAUCAACGACAUCUUCAAUCAAAUGAUUAAUGAUUUAAAAUAAUCCACAGGAAACAACCUCACCGAUCUAGAAUAACUAUUUGGAAUCUCAGUUCAUCAAUUACUCUCCUAUUGUACCAAGGAUCACAAUUACUGUUAAGUUCAAACCUUGUUAAUCAUUCUCCUAAAUCAAUUACCCUUAGUUAAUGCAGACGUAAUUCAGAAAGUAUUCUAAAACUUUGAGGCCAUCAGUUUUAUCGUCCUAUUAUAUAAUUCGACAACAUCUUAAGUACUUCAAGUCUACUGCAUUAAAUUAUUUCAAGUGAUCACGAACAAGAACCCUUCGAUUAUAUAAAAACUUAUUUUGAGUAUGAUACCAUCCUCUAAAAAUACGAAGUUUAUUGAGAAUUUACAUUCUGAACCACUCAUUUGUGCAAUAUUGGAAUGGCUUUUGAACAUUCCUAUUACAAUCAAAAUAACUGAAUAUCAAAUGUUUGAUGAAAAACUAACAUUCAAGAAUCAUGAUGUUAUGGAAUUAACUCUAAACUAUUUGUACCUCUGUCCUGUCAUGAUGAAACAAUAAUUGAUAACUACCUUGUACACAUUAAUGAGAAAUAACAAAGAAAAUUAAUUAUUUUUGUUAUCCAAUAAACACUUCUUAAGUACAUUUCCAAAAUUCUUAAUGGGUCUUUAAGAUGAGGAUUUACUAGAAACUGAUGAGAGUCAAAAUUCAUUACAAAAAUCAAUUUACGAUACAAGUUUAAAACUAAUAUCAACAGUGUUUAUGAACUAAUUCCAAAAUGGCAAAAUUGAUAUGCUAUUUUAAUGGCUUAAAUUAGCUGAGUUAGAACAUCUCAAAUAGAAGAAUGAAGAUAUUGAUGGAUUCAAAGAUCCCAGAACUCCUAACUAUUUUAUUAGGUAAUUGAUUACAUACGUUUUUAAUAAUAUACUUAAAAGCUCAAUAUUGAACACAUCUGAAUUAUCAAAUGAAUUAUUGUGGAGAGGAUUUCAUUUAUUUAUUGCAUCUUUCUUGGCUAUCAUCACAAAAGAUUUAAUUCAAUAAGAUGAGAAUAUAUCUAAAUUAAUAGGGAAAAAGGUAACAUACAGUCCUCAAUUGUUAAUGAUCACUUGUAAAUAUAUUUAAUAAGAAUUUAGAAUUAUUUGA
Molecule: messenger RNA, 1680 nt
Organism: Paramecium tetraurelia
Lineage: Eukaryota; Ciliophora; Oligohymenophorea; Peniculida; Parameciidae
Exons: 7
Source: RefSeq, a predicted model, not a curated record